Messenger RNA from Didymodactylos carnosus, 4272 nucleotides. NCBI's taxonomy places the organism in Eukaryota, Metazoa, Rotifera, Eurotatoria, Philodinida, Philodinidae. The record is from the annotation of a GenBank genome assembly.
AUGCAUUCAUACUUACCAUUUGAUUACCAUCCACCUAAUUUUUACAAUAAACAUGAGAAGUUCAAUGAAUUAGAGACCUGGCACUCAACCGCGAAUCAAAAUCAACAAACGAACGAUGAUAGUCAUAAUAGUAAUGAUAAUUGGGUAGUGUCAGAACAAAAUAAUGGUGUAUAUGAACAACAACGAUCUAGAAGAUGCCGAACAUAUCAUUCAUAUUGUCAGAGUCAUCACUAUCAUCUUCGUAAACAUACAUCAGUAUCUCACCAUGAUGACAAGCAUUAUGCUAACAAUACAUUUAUUGACUAUAAUGAAUACAAUGUGCCAUUCGAAUGUCAGAUAAUUAACAAUCACAAUCCAUAUGAAUAUUAUCGAUCAUUUGAAAAAUAUUCUACCGAUAAUCGACGCUUAUCAUCGUCCAGUGAACCCUCUCGUCACCUAUCGGAAAUAUCAGGUAAUAUAAUUCCUUUACUAUCACAAUCUCUUCCAACCAGUUCAACAGCAAUCACUGGAAAACACAAUCAAUAUUCAGAGAAACAAAAACAUUUUAAUCGAAAAACAAAUUCAUUACUAUUUGAUCAAGUAGUCGAAGUUAAAAAAGUUGAUGUUAUUCAAUGUUCUCAUUUAAAAAGAGAUUUUCAUCAAGAAUAUUCGUGGAGUAAUAGACAACAUGAACGCAUUAGUAAAGAAAGAAAUGAACGGCACCACCACCAUCGUCAUCCUAAACAGAUAUUGAACAGUGAAGUCAUUGAUUCUAGUCGUGAUUUAGAUAAUCAAUCGAAUCAAGAUGAUUUUACUGUUCAUCCAGUUAAAAAGCAAUUACACUACACGCAGCAGUUAAUAUGUUUAAGAGAAAAUAUUAAUAAUUUAUCUUAUCGUGAAUUACAUUUUCAACAAGACUAUGUUGUAUUGAAAAUUAUUCAAGAAAAAAAUUCAUUAAUUAAUCAAAAUCGUUAUCGUGUUGAUCAUUGUCAAAAAGAGUUAAAAUUACAAUAUAAAGUAAUGAGUAUUCUACUAGACGAUGUCAUCAUUUCAGCAGGCACAAUUGUUAAAAAUGAACCAUGUAUACCAAUACAAAUCUCACAAUCGACGGUACAACCGCCAAGAAAGCAUACAACUAUCAUUAGAUGUCUAGAGGAUAAUGAUGAUGUACAAAUCGUAAAAUCACAACUAAUGCUUGAUUCACAAACAUCAGUGGUUAAAGUACUCGACGAUUCAGACGUCAACACGUUAAAGAAUAGUGUACUGAUUGAUGAGAAAACGGCAAAACUCUAUACUAAACUGUAUGAUGAUAAAAACAAAAAUUUAGAUAAGAAGAAACAGAUAGAUCAACAUAUAUUUACUAGACCAUUGCAAAAAAACGAUCAACACACACGAGCACUCGAUAGAAAAUUUAACAUUGAAAAUGAAAUAGAUCGAGCAAGAAUCAAUUUGAUCGAUGUAGUUGAUAGUACAUCAUCAAGUACCGAUAGAAAUACGACUGACGGUCAAAAUAACAAAAAUAAUGCACAGUUAGUGAGCACAUUAGAAGAUUUCACAUCAGAAGACACAUUUACAGGAUUAGAUCAUGGAAAAACGCCACGCUAUAGUCGAUCAUACGGUACCCAAUCGAGAAAAGAAUCAGAGAAAAAAAAUGUUGAUGUCUUAGAGAUAAUGUCAUUGUCACAUCCAUCAGUCAUCGAUCGGCACACACGUGUCGCUGAUGCACAUUGGAAUCGGGAUAAUGAGCUGGAUCCAGCACGACUAAGAAGUUAUAGUAAUGAUAGACGUGUAACAUCAGGAAAAAGCAAAUCGCCAGAGGAAACAAAAAUGAAUUCGCAAUCCCAUAAUGCGCUGAGAAAUAGUAAAAAUGAGCGAAAAUAUGUUCAAUCGGAGAUGUGUCCUACUAUUCAAUCGAGAUCAUCGAAUAAUAAACAAGAAGAAAAUGAAGAAAUUAUAUUAUCCACAAAUGAAAGUGCUACUACUCCCGUUUCAUAUCCACAUUACAAACACGAAGGAGAUAAAAUUAGAGAAUUACUAAAGAAUCAUCCAUCUCAAAUGAAACACAUUCACCAAGUAAAAUCGUCUCAUAAACAACAUACAGAGAUAGGAAAUUUUAAUGAUCUAGUUACUGGUGUAGCAGUUAAUAUUGAUGUUGUUAAAUGUGACAAUAGUCAAUGUCAGAAUGGUCAUCAACAUCAUUCUCAUAAAAGUAAUAAUAUAUUUGAACAUGAAAUAUAUCAACAAAAUUAUUCCAAUAACAAUGAUGAACCGUGGAGAUCUGCUGAUUCAAUCUAUUUAACAUUCAAUAAUUUAAACGUUGAAGAAUAUCAGAAUGAAUGGAAUAGUAAUCAAACAUCAUUAAUGAAAACAUAUAGUAUGCCAAAUGUAAUUAAUACUAGUCAAAUACAACAUGAAGAAUAUUUAAAAGAUCCAACAGACUAUUAUCUCUAUCAUGAUCAACAACAAGGAACACAGCAACAAUCACCAACAGUAUUGAAGAAUAAUGAAGAAACUAUCAAAGAUAGCAAACAUCUUCUAUUGAAUGCUAAACAGGGAAUAAUAACGAGUAACAGUCAUAUGUCCAAACGAAGUUCUACUGUACCAAAAUUGCCAUUAACAACAACACACAGACGGACUUUGCAAUGGUUACCCGCAACAAUUAAACAAAAAUUAUUAGGCUCUAAUCUGAAUAUGAACAAUUCUCCAUUAAAAGAACAAGAAAAUAUAACUGAUAUCACAGCUGAUAUCAUUACGUCUACUAUUGACACAAAGAAUAGCAGUAGUAGUAGAACAAGUUCAGAUGAUAAUUCAACUAGUACUUCCAUAACAACAACAACAUCGUCAAGUCAAAACAGCUCUAAAACGAAAAAACAACUUAUACAAAAAGCAAAAUCAGAACAAGUAACAAUUAAAAACACCAUAAACAUUGAAAAUAUUAAACACGUUUUGAAAAAUUUACAAAAUUCUCUUUUACGUCAUCGAGCAGCAUUAACUCAAAAGAAACAUCAACAAAUAACAAAAUCACUAAAUAAUUUUAAACAAAUUCAAAUGUUACAUAAACAAUUAUCACUAACAAAAUAUCAAGAAUUCAGCAUAAAUAAAUCGGAUUUCAAAAUUCAACAAGAAAAAUUGAUAAAAUCAAAUGAAUCCAUACAAAAGUCAAUUGAAACGGAUAAUUUCAAUAUAAUGGAACCACUACAAACUAAUUUGACACAAUGUCAUGUGAAUAAAUAUCAUCAUACAGAAAAUAGACAAAAGGAAUUUGCAUUAGAAUCGCCAAUAUUGAAAACAACUCAUAAACAAAAUCCAUUAUAUUUGAGAGCACUAGAAAAUAGACAUCACCAUCAACGUUUAUCGAUGACAUCAGAUUCUCUAUUAUUCGAAAGUAGUUUACCAACAACUUUAUCGUCGUCAUCUACACUAGUCGAUAUAGAAAAAACAAAAACACAAUCAAAAAUUCCAAAAAAUAACGAUUUAUAUGGUUUAACAAAUCAAAAUUUAUUUGAGAAUAGUGAGCAUAUAUCAUCAAUGCCACAUAUCACAUCAACAUAUGAUUCAAUGAUAAGUACAUCGACAGUCGAUGUUGACUACGAAUUAGAAUUCAGUGAAAAACAGUUGAAAAUAGCAUCCACAACUAAAGAUGAACAAGAACGUAAACGUCUACAAAAUUGUGCAAAAAAUUUAAAUACAAAUCAAAUAAUAGAUGAUGACAAACAAGCUACAUUCUAUCAUCAACAUAUGAUAUGUUUACCAUUUUUAUGUCAACAAACGAAGCCACGAUCGAGAAGUAAAAAAUAUGCAUUGAAAACAGUGAAUAAAAUUGAUACAAAACAGAAAAAAAGAAUAGAGAAAAGAAAGCAUGAUAUGGUUAAAACUAACGACGAAAUAUCAUUGUCUUAUUCACGCUCGCUAUGUUCACGAACUACAAACCAACAAAUCAAAAUGAUCAAAUCUGACAUUUUUCUUUCUGACAAUAUUGAUCAAAGUAAAUGUCGAUUAAAUCUAAAUAAUGGCAGUAUUCGAACAAGAAUACCAUCUUUAACAAAGCAAAUGUCAUCCUCUUUUAUGUGCGUAUUACAAGUUCUAUUAUUAACAUCUCUUAUUUAUCGAUUAAUCAUAUAUCCUUAUUUAUUUGAUGAUGGUGCUGAGAAAAAUCAGGAACAAUAUUAUUCAUUUACUUAUCCAGAAAACUCAGCUUCUUUGCUUCAAACAUCAUUCAAAGACAAUAGCAUCUCAUCUUCUACUAUUGAAGAUAACAACAACUUUUUCUCAUUUUUAAAAAUAGGUCGAUGA